UGUAACACGGCUCUGAGCCCUCCGCUUUCCCCUGUAGUGUAUUUUUCGGCCCUACUCCGGUUGCUUCCCUCCCCCAAUGCCGCCAUUAAAGUCCGUGAGCCUGGUAUUUGGGAAAAGGAUUAAAAUGAUUUAGAACAUCGAAACCAACGGUCGAGGGACGGGCCUGGGGGGGUUCUUGCUUGUUGGUAUGUAUGGAUCCUCCACUGCCAGUAAAACGGCACCCCAAAGUACUAAAUAUGCGGCUGGUGUCGUCCAAGUGAGAGAAGCCUGACUUCGGACUUCAGUGGGCUUCUCCUAUCGGGGGGGAGCUCCAUUUGUUUUGGCUUCUGCUGGGGACGGAGGAGUGUAAACACGGCAAAGCAAAGUGUAGUGCUUGCUGUGUGAUCUCCGUGAAAGUGGAUCUGCCGGGCUGACAGUCCCUCUGAACGGCAGGAAGCCUCCCUCAGUGGCGGUGCGACGAUGAGCGAGCUGGUUGCCAAGUGGGCCUGUGAAUACUGCACAUACGAGAACUGGCCGUCAGCCAUCAAGUGCACCAUGUGCCGCGCUCAGAGGCCCAGCGGGGGUGCCAUCAUUACUGAGGAGCCCUUUAAGAGCAGCCCUGCCCUGGAUGCCAGCCUGCAUCAGUGGGAUCCCGCAGGUCUGAGCAACAGUCCAUCUCAAGGGGGAUCCAGCUUGCUUAUUUGUCCAGACUCCAGCGCCCGACCGCGCGUUCGUAUUUCUGAUGUACCUGAGACAAGUAGCAAGUGGUCAUGUCAUAUGUGUACCUACUUGAACUGGCCUCGCGCUAUCCGUUGCACACAGUGCCUGUGCCAGAGGCACCAGGCUCAACAGCAACAGCUUGGGCAGCAUGUAUCCCACCAAGGACACCAUACCCAGCAGCCACGAAGCCCCACAGAAUCACCCCAAACCUCGGGCUCUGGAUGCCACCCCGGUCCUCCAGCCUCAACUACAGACCCUUGUGAGGAAUAUAAUGACCGCAACAGGAUCAACACUAAUUCACAGCACUGGACUUGCACUGCUUGCACUUAUGAGAACUGGGCCAAAGCGCUCAAGUGUGUUGUGUGUGAUCAUCCCAGGCCUACUGGUUUGCUAGCUGAAUCCAUCGAACUGGCAUCAGAACCUGAGAGCCAACAGCCAUCCUCAAUACUUAAUGAACAUGACAGGGGUAACAGGAGGGGGGUGGGGGGCUUGGUAAGUGUUGUUGGCAGUUGUAGCAGCAGCCAGAGGAGGUCACCCCCGGCGACAAAGCGGGAGUCCGAAGUGAACAUGGACUUUCAGAGGAUUGAACUUGCAUCAGGGGCUGGGAUUGGGAGCAAAGAGGAGCUGGAAGUGGAUUUCAAAAAACUGAAACAAAUUAAGAACAGAAUGAGACGGACGGAUUGGCUGUUCCUAAAUGCUUGUGUUGGCGUUGUUGAAGGCGACCUGGCAGCUGUGGAAGCUUACAAGUCAUCCGGAGGUGAUAUAGCACGACAACUGUCAUCAGACGAGGUGCGCCUGUUAAAUCGGCCCUCAGCCUUUGAUGACGGCUUCACGUUGGUUCACUUAGCCAUUCGCUUCCAGAGGCAGGACAUGCUGGCAGUGCUGCUCACAGAGGUGUCCCAGCAGGCGGCCAAGUGUAUUCCAGCUAUGGUUUGCCCUGAGCUGACGGAGCAGAUCCGUCGUGAGGUGGCAGCCUCUCUUCACCAGCGCAAAGGAGACUUCACUUGCUACUUCCUCACUGACCUGGUCACCUUCACGCUGCCUGCAGACAUUGAGGAUUUGCCUCCAGCUGUUCAGGAGAAGUUGUUUGACGAGGUGCUUGACCGAGACGUACAAAAAGAACUUGAAGAGGAGUCUCCGAUCAUCAACUGGUCUCUAGAGCUCGGGACAAGGUUUGACAGUCGACUGUAUGCGCUCUGGAACCGCACAGCAGGCGACUGCCUCCUUGACUCAGUGCUACAGGCCACAUGGGGCAUCUAUGACAAGGACUCUGUGCUCCGUAAGACUCUUCAUGACAGUUUGCACGACUGCUCCCACUGGUUUUACACCCGCUGGAAGGAGUGGGAGUCAUGGUAUUCCCAGAGCUUCGGCCUGCACUUCUCCCUCCGAGAGGAGCAGUGGCAGGAAGAUUGGGCUUUCAUCCUUUCCCUUGCCAGCCAGCCAGGAUCCAGCUUGGAGCAGACCCACAUUUUUGUUCUUGCACACAUACUUCGUCGGCCUAUUAUCGUCUACGGAGUGAAGUAUUACAAGAGUUUCCGUGGCGAAACACUCGGGUACACCCGUUUUCAAGGCGUGUACCUGCCCCUCCUGUGGGAGCAGAGUUUCUGCUGGAAGAGCCCCAUCGCUCUGGGCUACACGCGGGGCCACUUCUCCGCGCUGGUGGCCAUGGAGAACGACGGCUUCGACAAUCGCGGCGCGGGCGCCAACCUCAACACCGACGACGACGUCACGGUCACGUUCCUGCCGCUGGUCGACAGUGAAAGGAAGCUGCUCCACAUACACUUCCUCUCCGCACAGGAAAUGGGGAACGAGGAGCAGCAGGAGAAGCUCCUGAGGGAGUGGCUGGACUGCUGCGUGACAGAGGGCGGCGUUCUGGUGGCCCUACAGAAAAGCUCCCGGCGCCGCAACCACCCGCUGGUCACCCAGAUGGUGGAGAAGUGGCUGGACGGCUACCGGCAGAUCCGGCCCUGUGCCUCUUUGUCUGACGGCGAAGAGGAGGAAGACGACGAUGACGAGUGACAAAACUGAAGCGGAGGGAGGCGGUCUGCAGGGGGCAGGAUUCCUCCCUCUCUGCUCUCCCAGUUUUUCUUUGGUUUCUUCUUUUUUUUUUGUUUAUUUUUUCUUUCCUGACACGGACAAACUGUGAAAGCCUUCAACAGGACAGGGAACCACAAGCCCCCCCACCCCCCCAACCCACACACAGGAAACAGCACUGCUCCUCGGACAUACUCUUUCAGGCAUCCAACACUUUUACUCAGACCAAACUGGCACCGACAACGAUUUGGGGCAGAGAAUAAAGGUUUACAAAUGCAAAUGACCCUUUGAUUUGCUUUGAGUUUCAAGUGUAAAGAAAAAAACUAAGAAUCUUUAUCCGUAGAUGUAAAUGCAUGUGGUUGUUCAAAUAAGAGUUAAAGGAAAUAUACCAGCAUUGAUUGAAAUCAACACUUUCUAUCUGUCCAGUGUGAGCACUGACAAAAGCACACUUCCAAAUUGAUCUUUAUGAUGUUUCUCCAGUUGUGUUAGACUCGGCUUGUUUAGUGUAUUUUGUUUUUUCAAACAGGCAGGGACAAAGCCAAUGAAUAUUGUCUUCAGAAAAACAGAGAUUGUGUAAUAAUAAGCAACUUUAAUCCUUAUUACUAAGCACUGCACAUUUAUUAAAACAUUUCUAUACAAAUACAGUAUCAUUGCUUGAAUUAAGAUCAUAUAUGAAGCUCUUUAAAAGGGAGAUUUGCCCUUCACAACUCACCAAGGUUUGGCACACUAACGUUCAUGUUGGAGAUUUGGUUUACUUUUUUCAGACUGAUUGAACUGAGAAGUUUGUGUGUGCGUGUGUGUGUGUGUUUUUUCUCUGAACUUGUUCAACAUAUUUAUUGUUUGGAAACUUAUUUGAGCUAAUGAGAACUUUCUGUAUAUUUUUCACCUUUUUGUGGUUUUUAAUUAUUCUUUCAAUCUAAUGAAGUCGCACAGGAACGCUGUUGCUGUGAGGGAAGAACCAAUCGUAACCAUCAGUGGAAGUUUACUUAACUUUGUUGCAUGGGAUUUCGUACCUCAUCUGGAUGCUUCAAAUCUGGUGCUUUUUUUUCCUGUGCGGACGAAUGCGGUGUUGAAAUGCAUUCAGUGUCGAUAUAAAACUUGUCAAAUCUCCGUCUAUUUCUUGUUUGUCCCAGUGUUCCUUCAAGCGUUUGCUGUCGAGCUCGAUCCUCGUAGUGGGUUCAACCUAAAGCCUGUUUGUCGUCUACCCAUGUUUUAAAUCAAAGUUAUCGUUAGACGUUACAACAUAUAAAACCAAAGCUGACAGUAAAAAAAAAAAACAAGUUCUUGCCCCAGUUUUUGCUGUGAAUGUUUGCAUUUUCUGUUUUUCUCGCCAUUGCGUACUGUAACCUCGUGUUUCAUUUCAGUCCUACAUGUUUUGAGCAUCACCUGUAUGUUGCUUUGUAUUUAUGCAAUAGAUGCAGUUGUGACUAUGAUGGUUUGUGGAUAUAGGCCUGAUUUCACUAAACAGAGUGUACUGCAAAGAACAGGCAAAAUAUGGAAAAAAAAAUAAAGGAAAACCUUUUUGAAUGUCCAAA
Menidia menidia (Atlantic silverside) is the source of this 4268-nucleotide messenger RNA. Lineage: Eukaryota; Metazoa; Chordata; Actinopteri; Atheriniformes; Atherinopsidae. The record is from the annotation of a GenBank genome assembly.